AGUAUCUAACCGCAGCAGAGAAAUGUGAAAUGUUAACAGAAGCAGAAAGCUAAAAGGGAGUUAACUUCUAAAGAAGUUUAGUCAAGAAGCAGAGAACAUCUCAGAGGAAAAUUUCAAGCCUUACGUUCUGCUAACAACAACCCUGCAAACAGGACGCCACCCAGCCCCGCACUGGCGAAGCCGCGUUCCGCAGAUGUCAACGCACCUGCGCUGCUCCGCCGCACGAAGCUCCAGCCCAUAAUAAGAAGAGGUCCGCAGAUCAUUUGGAAAGGGGUGAACAGGAGAUGCCACGGUCCUUCUUGGUGAAGAGUAAGAAGGCCCACUCACACCACCGGCAUCGCGCCGUGGACGAGGGUCUCCUCCUGCCGAAAUGGGAUCCGCCAACAGCAGGGCCCUGCUCUAGUGUUAUUUAUGGUAACGACGGCCCAGAGGAGAGCAAGCCCUUCACCACAGGUUACCCACCAUGCCCUGCUCCGAAGGAAGAAAAUGAACCCAAAGAGGGCAAGGACGAAAAAUCCCCUGCCCAGAAUAUGACCAGGAUAACAUCAGGACCACCGACCCCAGAGACACCCGUCCCAGCCCUGAAAACCAAAGAUGUCGGCAAUAUGGAGAGCGCUUCUCCCACUUUCUACAAGCCCAGUUUUGCAUGGGAUGCCUUGCACCCUCCGUACAGCUAUCGUCCCAUGUCUUCCGCCCUUGUGGAGCGCUCCUUCAGCCUGUACGGGACCCACCUGCUCCCGGCCUCAGAACCGCCUCUGGAUUACAGCAUGAGAUUCUCACCGGACAUGGAGACGUACCACUGCGUGAUAUGUAACAAAAUAUUUUCCACCCCCCACGGUCUGGAGGUCCACGUCCGAAGAUCGCACAGCGGCACACGGCCCUUCGCUUGCGAGGUUUGCGGCAAAACCUUUGGGCACGCCGUGAGUUUGGAGCAACACACCAACAUCCACUCUCAGGAGAAAAGCUUUGACUGCAAAAUGUGCGGCAAGUCGUUCAAGCGGUCCUCGACGCUGUCCACCCACCUCCUGAUCCACUCGGACACGCGGCCGUACCCUUGCCAGUACUGUGGGAAGCGUUUCCACCAGAAGUCAGACAUGAAGAAGCACACUUACAUCCAUACUGGAGAAAAGCCACACAAAUGCCAGGUCUGUGGCAAAGCUUUCAGCCAGAGCUCCAACCUCAUCACGCACAGCCGCAAGCACACCGGCUUCAAGCCGUUCAGUUGCGAGCUCUGUGGGAAAGGGUUCCAGCGCAAGGUGGAUUUGCGGCGUCACCGGGAGAGCCAGCAUAGCCUCAAGUGAGAGAGGACGGCCCCCGUCGCCGAGUUCAGCUAAUAAAGCAGGGGUGGGGGACCUGCGGCCCGCGGGCCAAAGGUGGGCCUUUACAAACCCCGCCCAC
This is a messenger RNA of Elgaria multicarinata webbii, 1398 nucleotides long. It is a transcript of the gene GFI1B, whose product is annotated as growth factor independent 1B transcriptional repressor. Gene Ontology annotation, biological process: regulation of transcription by RNA polymerase II. The transcript is spliced from 8 exons. The coding region runs from base 285 to 1301 and encodes 338 amino acids. Gene Ontology annotation, molecular function: DNA-binding transcription factor activity, RNA polymerase II-specific; RNA polymerase II cis-regulatory region sequence-specific DNA binding. Gene Ontology annotation, cellular component: nucleus. NCBI's taxonomy places the organism in Eukaryota, Metazoa, Chordata, Lepidosauria, Squamata, Anguidae. The record is from RefSeq and is a predicted model, not a curated record.